AGACGAAGGCACUAAAGCUGAGUGGACAAAGGCUGUCAGUGAUAUUUGUGGUAUCGGCGCGGGCACUCGUUUCCGCCAUGCUGCUCGCCCUCCUCGCGAUCGCGUGCGCGUGCGCCGCGGCCGACAACUACACCGACCUCAAACUUAACACCACCGACCAAAGACUCCUCAACAAACUCUCCGUCUUCUUUGAUACCAACCGGACUUUAGACAGACGCGACCUCGCUCUUCUUAAUAGAACUGCGCAAACUUUAGGAAUAGAAAAAGAAGUAGUUAAAAAACUAAGUGAUAUGAUUAUGAAUAAUGGCACGGUAGAGGCUGGGGUUUUGAGCAAACUGUCAGAAGAAGCUAAGGGUAGUCAGAACUAUAAGGAAGAAAAAGGAAAGGAUAAGCUGGUGCCGGUCGAUGAGUCUCCUGAUUACGCUUCGUCGGUGGUGUUGGCCAGUGACCUGCUGUCUCUGACGAGCGCCGUGGCUAGUGUCCAGGAGAAGGUCUGCAGAGAGCAGGGUUACCGGUUUUUGGAUGGUCUGCUCUUGAACAAAAGAUGGGCUUUACGAAUGUUCGACGCGUCGGCAAAGUCCCCUCAAGGCCUGCUCUUCGGCUCGUCCUACCACCUUGGUAACUUCGACGAGUGCGUCGCCAUCGACGACUCUACUGAUGGCGGGAUCACCGUCGAGGGGCAAUACUGUUUGGCGACCAUCAAGUGGCCGAAGAAGCACAAAGCGAAAAAGGUUCGAACCGGCCGUGGAGAGACCCUCCGCUGGGCAGUGUGUGUGCCCAGCGCUUGCAGUGCUAAAUCUGUUAAUAGCUUCGUGUCCAGCGUCCUCUCUCAUACGGUCGGAAACAGGACCAGUGUUCAAGUCACGGAGAGAGACUGCUACACUCGAAGACCGUUGACCGUCACGUCUUUGGAUGUCGGCUUUUUGGCGGUGAUCCUAUUCUUCGCAGCCAUCUUGCUCUUCAGCACAAUCUACGAGUUCUACAAGAUCAAAUGGGGUGUCAACAAGACGUCGGUAGUCCACAACUUGGUCGUCUCCUUCUCCGUCAUCCACAAUGUGAAGAAGCUGAUAUCGUGCAAGCAGAACCACACGUUGGGGUUGGAGUGCGUGACGGGCAUCAAGACCCUGGCCAUGGUGUUUAUCAUAGCUGGGCAUGCGUGUUUGUUUAUCGCCAGUGGACCUGUGAUGGACGCUGAGGCAUGGGACCGGUUGGUGCGUCAUCCAGCGGACGCGUUCAUGUUAAAUAAUUCCCUGCUGGUGGACACUUUCCUGUUCCUGAGCGCAUUCCUGUUCUGCCGGCUCCUGCUGAUCGAGCUGGAUAAGAGGGAGGGAAAGGUCAACGUCAUACCGAUAUUGGUCUUCCGGUACAUUAGAGUAACUCCCGCGUAUGCCGUGGUGAUUCUGUUCUACAUGACGUGGCUGCCGAAGAUCGGAGAGGGUCCUCUCUGGGAAGACAGGAUGCAACUAGAGCAGGAGCGAUGCAUGACGUCCUGGUGGGCGAACAUUCUGUAUAUCAACAACUAUGUCAACACUGAUCAUCUGUGUAUGUUCCAAUCGUGGUACCUCUCCGUGGACACUCAGCUGUUCUUCGUGGCGCCUAUCUUCAUCUUCAGCCUGUGGCGAUGGCGCCGCGUCGGGCCCAUCUUCCUCGCCAUCAGUAUUAUCGUUUCCGUCGUCAUUCCUGCUGUUAUCACGUAUAAGGACAAUCUGGAUCCCACUUUGUUGUUCUAUGCCAAAGAAUUUACUGACAUCGUAUCUAACUUCUACUUCAAGACGGAAUAUGUCAAGACCCACAUGAAACUGACCACGUACUUCAUGGGUUUGGUUACUGGUUAUAUAUUGCACAGGAUACAGGAAAAUGAUUACAAAUUCUCUCGCAUAUUCAAAGUGUUCGCAUGGACGACAAGCAUAAUCCUCGGGACGGUGACCACGUUUAGCGUGUCAGUAUUCUACCAAGACUGGUACGAGUACAACAACAUAGAGGCUGCGGCGUACAUCUCCUUGCAUAAGGUCGCGUGGGGCAUCGCCAACGGGUGGCUAGUCACUGCCUGCGCUACUGGCAACGGAGGUUAUCUCGGCAAGUUGCUGUCAUGGAAAUUCCUCGUACCGCUGUCUCGGCUUACUUUCUGCGCUUACCUCGUCAACGGAGUCGUCGAGUUGUACUAUGUGGGGCAGCUGAGGCAUCCACUACAUAUAACAUUCUUCACUGUGGUGGCUAAUGCCAUAUCCCACAUAAUACUGACGUUCUUUUUGGCUACACUUCUUUGCCUGAGCUUCGAGUCACCCAUUCAUGGAAUCGAGAAAAUUCUUCUCAGAAUGUUUGCUCGGCCAGUUUUAAGUGACAACGCUAUAAGAAACCAACAAGACCAGUUAUCGAGAAACACUAGUCAAAGCAAAUUAGAAACGUAGCAAUAGUUAAUGUGUAAAUUAAUUAAAUUAAUAAUCGAAUGACUGAACGGAAUGUAGCGCCCGGGAAAAAAGUGCAAGCAAAGUGUCAGAACAUUGUAAGCUGCAAGUAGAUUGGUAUCAUGAAGAUACUACCUUAGUUAUUUAUAUUAAAGUUCUAGAGAAGCGACAAACGAGACAAAACGUGACGGGGCACAACAUAGCAAUGAUGUGAAAGACAAAUGUUACCUACUUUGAAAGAGACCUAAUGUAAAUGAGUUUUGCCGAUAGAUUUGCAAUAAAUUUAAGUUAGUAUUUAAUUUAGGUUGCCUCAUGUUUCGGCGCUCGUUGGCGCCUAGAAAAUACUUUAAGUAGGUACGUAUAGGCAGAAUGCUUAAGUAGGUACAGUCAACGGUAAAAUAUGGGUGUACAAAUCAUUUCAAAAAUAUGUCCCAUAACUCUUAUGUCAGUGAAUUAAGAACUAUGGGACCUAUUUUUGAGUAAGUUGUCUACACCCAUAUUUUUACCGUUGACUGUACAGCCCUUCUUGCAUAUUUGAGUAUACAAAAACACAUAAAACACAUAAUUGUCUAAAAAGGAAAAUUUAAUUAUAUUUGGACACCAUUUAAUAAAAUUUCUUAUCUAAUUAAAAUAAAUACCUACAAUAAAAUACAAGAAGGGGUUUAGUUGAGUUUUAUACUUACGAAAUAACUGGUAUUUUAUAUUUUUAUACGGUGAUUGGAUUCGAACCAAUCCAAAACUCAUUUUAUAUUAUUAUUAGUAGUAAAAUUUGUUACCUUUGCUUUAAAAAUGAAAAGGUUAUUAGCUAAUAUUUUACCCCCUUAUUCAUAAACGUUUACUAAAGUUGACAAGCCGAUAAUAAUCGUUUGUCCCUUUCCAUCAUACCAAUACGUUGGAAAGGGACACACGAUUAUUAUCGGCUUGUCAACUUUAGUAAAUCUUUAUGAAUAAGGGGGUUACAGUCUGCAUAUGAGCUCCGAGGAAUUUUAAGGGCCGCUUUGCUUGCCCCACAUGCCUGUUGCUGAUGUCAAGUCGCCAUCAGAUAUAUCGGAGCGGCCAAGGUGCUCACAAAUAUCUGAACACGCCUCUAUUGUCAAGGCGUUAGAGUGUGUGUUCUGAUUUUGUGAACACCUCGGCCGCUCUCAUAUAUCUGAUGGCGAUUAUACUGCGCGGGCACCCACUAUCAGGUGAUCCAAAAGACUCGAUCCUUUUAGCUCUUUUUUUAGAGCACCUCAUUUCUUGACGCCUAAAAGGCUAAAAGCCUUUUUUAUUUAAUUAGUAAAAUAGGCUUUUAGCCUUUUAGGCGUCAAGAGAUGUGGCGAGCCCUAAAAAAGAACUAAAAGGCUCGAGUAUUUUGGAUCACUACCGAUACCAUUACCGAUAAUGCUCGAGGUUCGUGUGCUAACUGUAGACUAGAUCUAGACUUUGGUUUCAUUUGUUAGUAAUAAAUGUUGGAUCCAAAGAAUGGAGCAAGUAAUAGUUAUUUACAGUACAUAUGGCCCUUUAAAUUGUCGACGUAGUUACGUAAUGUGCUUAUUAUAGCACAGGGUGUCGUAAUGGAGCACCAGAUGUACUGUAAAAUGCUAUAGGCUAAAGUAUUUCUACAAAAUGAAACACAAAAAUAUUACGUAAGAAUCGAGGUGUAGGCUUGUAAACAUAAGGAAUGGUAAGUACUUUUAGACAAGACAGUUUAGUGUAAACUAGUACUCAUACUUAAGUACCUAUUGAGGUCUAUUGUGUUCUGCGAACAUUGCCCUUAUUAAUUAAUUUAUUUAGCUACUUAUAUAUAUAAAACCUAAUAAUAAUAUAAAACCUAAUAAUUUGUAACACUGAUUUUUCUGACUCGAAUUUAAAUUAAAAUAUUCCAAUGAAAUAUCUACCUAAUUUCGUUUUUAUAAUUUGAAUAGCCAUGGUAGUAUAAUGCGAUUGAACGAACAUUUUUAAAUUAAGUACGUACCUUUUUAGUUACAGUGUAAACUCAUAAUUAAAAAAAGUAUGUAUAAUGGUUACAGUGUUACAAUACGUAUUUAAUGUACCUAAUGCUGUAAGUAUUUCAUGAAUGUUAUGAUUAUAAAGCUAUGUAUUCGUACCUGCAAGAACCAAACACCUGUCUGUACAUAUUAAGUACUUAUUUUUAUUUAUAAACAUUAGGUACCUAACAGGUAUUGAUACCUGUAUGCCUGUAAUAUACAGUGUGGAAAGAUAAGUCGGGUCCUGGGAGGGAAACCACCUUAAAUCCUUAAGCUGGCUCAUUUUACUUAUAGGAGACAUUCCUUUAUUUUUAAAAUGAAACGGAAUUUUUUGUCGAUUCCCGAGUUGCCGGCCGAGGCAAGCGAGUUUUAGAAAAUCCAUGAAUGCAGUUUGGUUUCUUUUAAAAAUAAAGGAAUGUCUCCUUUAAGUAAAAUGAGCCAGCUUAAGGAUUUAAGGUAGUUUUCCUCCAGGGACCGACUUAUCUUUUCACACUGUAUACCUGUACGAUUGUAAAAGGUGUUAAUUUCGGUAAUUAUUGCAAAAUUCAAUAAUUCUGUAAUGGGUGUUUCAUUUCUAUAUGUGGAUAUAUUAUUAUAAUUUUAGGCUUAUUGACGCGUCUGCUAGUCUACACAUAGUUUGACUAUAAUCUAAAUUUAAUUUAACGAGUUUUACUGCCAACUUAUCCAGACUUAAUGAAUGGCUGUAACAGUAUAGUGACUGGGUUAAGAAUAUCUGUCGUAAAUCACCCUCUAAUUCCCAUUACGUUGACAAUUUCUUACGGAAUCCUCCCCUAGGGUUCUCAUGAAUAUUCAUUAUUUCCUCAUACACGACCGCAAAAGUCGAUUUAAGGCCGCCCGCCGCGCUAAACUAUGUUUUUCUAUACGAAUUUUGUUUGGGAUGUUUUAUUACAUUCUUCCUAAAAUAUCUAGGGGGUAUGCCAAUUUUCAUUAGGCCUUAAAAUAUUGUUACAUAUUGUUUUUUGGAGGUAACAAAAAAUAAACUAUGUAUAGAGAUACUAACCUAGAUUAAAAAAAAAUAGAAAUACCUGGGCUCGAAUUAAAAAAACAGUUUCUUUAAAACUGUUGUCAGAUUAGUUAUAGUAAUUGCAGCCUUAUUAUAUCGGUAGAAAAAUAUAUUGGGCCCAAUUCGGAUUUUGAAAUAGAUAUCUAUUAGAUAUCUUUUACACAUCACCAAGAUACGAUAACGAUAAUAUGUUUAAGAUCUAACCUGUCAAAUUUGACAUUUGCGCGAUUCUGGAGAUACUCUUGAACGAUUUCCACAGGAUAUGACACAUCUAAUAGAUAUCUUAAUCUAUCUAACGUAAAAGUAACAUUGGUUGCCCGAAUUGCGCUGCAAAAGAGAACUAGUUGAUAUCUAUACUAUAACGUAUCUCGAAAGGAUCUAGUACGUGUCGUCUCUUGUGAAUAUCUUGAAGUUCGAAUACGGCAGAUUGUCAGAUGAAUGUUCAAAACACUAUUAUUUCAUUUCAAUUGAUGAAAGUGUGUUUCAACCAAUUCGUAAACAAAUACAUAGGUUAAUAAUGUUCGUGUUAUCUUAUAAUAGUAAUUUUAUUUGCUCAAAUUAGGUUUUAUAAGAGAAAUGUACUUAUCUAUUAUUAUAUGUAUAUGUGAAAUAAAUAAGUUACCAUUGUAA
Molecule: messenger RNA, 6029 nt
Organism: Cydia fagiglandana
Lineage: Eukaryota; Metazoa; Arthropoda; Insecta; Lepidoptera; Tortricidae
Product: nose resistant to fluoxetine protein 6-like
Exons: 12
Coding region: 78-2408 (776 amino acids)
Molecular function (GO): acyltransferase activity, transferring groups other than amino-acyl groups
Source: RefSeq, a predicted model, not a curated record